AUGAUUUUCUCAAAACUCCCUUUGUCUCUCUUUAUGUCCUCCCUAUUCUUCCAUGCAGCCCUAGGUGAGAUUGUGUGUGAGGAAUUGCCAUUGGAUAUUUGUGCAUUCGCGAUAGCCUCAUCGGGGAAGAGGUGUCUAUUAGAGACAUCAACGACGAACGUCGUGAAAGGUGGAGGGGUUGAGUACGAGUGCAAGACAUCAGAGGUGGUGGUGAAGAACAUGGUGGAAUACAUUGAGACCGAUAAAUGUGUUAAGGCUUGUGGGCUAGACAGAAAAUCAGUUGGGAUUUCAUCUGAUUCCCUUUUGGAGCCUCAAUUUACCGUCAAGCUUUGUGCUCAAGAUUGCUACCAAAAUUGCCCCAACAUUGUUGACCUUUACUUCAAUUUAUCUGCUGCAGAAGGAGUGUAUUUGCCUGACCUGUGUGUGAGGCAACUCUACAACCCUCACAGAGCCAUGGAGGAGCUCUUGAGCUCAGGUGCAGCCCCUGGCCCAGUUGCACACGAGCCAGGACCCGUAGCUUCACCUACAGCACCUACACCCAUUAAUUAA
Messenger RNA from Humulus lupulus (European hop), 549 nucleotides. RefSeq lists its product as uncharacterized. The transcript is spliced from 3 exons. The coding region runs from base 1 to 549 and encodes 182 amino acids. NCBI's taxonomy places the organism in Eukaryota, Viridiplantae, Streptophyta, Magnoliopsida, Rosales, Cannabaceae. The record is from RefSeq and is a predicted model, not a curated record.